GCUUAAAGGGGCACCAGCCACGAGCCACCGGACACAGUGAGGCUGCCUAGGCACCAUGAGGUCCAGGCUGCUCCCGGUGCUGCUGCUGCUCCUGGCCGGGCCCCCCGCUGCACAGCCGGCUCCCCCGACCUGCUACUCCAGGAUGCUGAGCCUGAGCCGAGAGGUCACGGGUGACUUCCAAAGCCUGCAGGCUGUGGAGCCCUCGGAGCCGUGUGUGAGAUACCUGCCCACGCUCUACCUGGAUAUACACAAUUACUGUGUGCUGGCCAAGCUGCGGGACUUCGUGGCAUCAACCCAGUGUUGGAAGGUAGCCCAGGUGGAUGCCUUGAAGGACAAAGUGCGGAAACUGUACAUUAUCAUGAACUCAUUCUGCAGGAGAGAUUUGGUGUUCCUCUCCGAUGACUGCAAUGCAUUGGAAUAUCCAAUCCCAAUGACCACGGUCCUGCCAGAUGGUCAGCGAUAGGGCAGUCCAAACUAAAGAGAGAGAGCCCAAGGGGACAACAGUUAUGUCAGCUGCCCAGACAAUGGG
Molecule: messenger RNA, 529 nt
Organism: Mustela erminea (ermine)
Lineage: Eukaryota; Metazoa; Chordata; Mammalia; Carnivora; Mustelidae
Gene: CYTL1
Product: cytokine like 1
Exons: 4
Coding region: 56-463 (135 amino acids)
Biological process (GO): positive regulation of transcription by RNA polymerase II
Source: RefSeq, a predicted model, not a curated record